Messenger RNA from Ctenocephalides felis (cat flea), 684 nucleotides. RefSeq lists its product as uncharacterized. The annotation marks the transcript as partial. NCBI's taxonomy places the organism in Eukaryota, Metazoa, Arthropoda, Insecta, Siphonaptera, Pulicidae. The transcript has a single exon. The record is from RefSeq and is a predicted model, not a curated record.
ACCACUAAAAUAUUUGUGAUCGUUUGAAACAAAUUCUAUGUAGACUGAAACAAAAGACGAUAGUGUCAGCCAUUUUGUGUAAAGUGAUUUUAAGUAAAAGUUUGAAAGCAUUUAAUCGACCAGUCUUCGGUUAAUUGAUAAAUUUCAGGUAAUUAUAUAAGUAAUAAUUGAAAUUUGUAAAAAAUGAGUGCUCAAAAUACUAGCACAGUGGCAGCUCAGCAAUCAGGUCAAUCACCUGCACUGUUACCGAAUCCACCAGGACCCAAUAUUACAACAAUGCCUCAUAUGUGGAUGUAUCCCACGAAUAAUUUCAUGUACCCGUACCAUGCGGGGUAUACACAUCCAAGCUAUCACUAUUAUGCCUAUUUCAAUCAAAUGCAAAAUCAGGCAACUUCUAGUACCCCGGCCACAAAUAACGCUCCUCCUGGAUUCAGUAAUAAUGUUGUUAAAGAGAAUGAUAAAAAGUCGGAAGAACUUCCACCGUUACCGCCGGGGCCUCCGCCUCCGCUUAACAAUUCUGUUGGAAAUUUGUUGCAACGACCUGCAUUCUUUAAUUCAACUUCACCUCAAUUGUCCAAACAAUCUCCGAGUCAAUUCGGUCCAAUACGGUUCAACAUAAAUAAUAAUAAACGCGGUUUCGGUUUUGCUCAGACAAAUUCACCUAACAUUACAGUUGAUCCUCCA